Spirodela intermedia is the source of this 762-nucleotide messenger RNA. NCBI's taxonomy places the organism in Eukaryota, Viridiplantae, Streptophyta, Magnoliopsida, Alismatales, Araceae. The record is from the annotation of a GenBank genome assembly.
AUGGACGCCACCAACAACACCAGCACAGGUGGUCGCUCCUGGGAUAUCGACAUAACCAUGGGGAACCAGCUGUUCCUUGAUCAACUGCCUCUCGAGUUGCUUCCCAUGGAGCAUCAUCCCCAAACCCAUCAGCUUCCCUCCUCCACGGGAUUGCCCGUACUCCAAGAGGGAAACCCGAUCCGGAGAGAUGCGGCAGAUGGGCGCCAUGGAGGAGGAGGAGACGAAGAAGAGGAAGAGGAAGAAGAGAAUUUGGGUCCCAUGAAGGAGAUGAUGUACAGGAUUGCUUCCAUGCAGCCAGUCGACAUAGACCCCGCCACUAUCAAGAAGCCCAAGCGGAGGAACGUCCACAUCAGCGACGACCCGCAAAGCACUGCGGCGCGCCACCGUCGCGAGAGAAUAAGCGAGCGGAUAAGAAUCCUUCAGAGGCUGGUUCCAGGGGGCACCAAGCUGGACACCGCCUCCAUGCUCGACGAGGCCAUCCGCUAUGUCAAGUACCUCAAGAGGCAGGUGCAAGUUCUAGAGUCUACCCAGGUCAACCCCCCCGAGGGCACAGUCGGCGGGCAUCUUGCACCCGCCGACAACUGGGCCUGCACGGGAGCGGAAUCUCUGGAUCCUACCUCCGGCGCCGCCGCCGCUUCAUCUAGCAUAGGCAUCAGUGAAGACGGAAGCUCCGCCGUUCCCGCCGCCUCCACAGCUCCUAGCACAGUGUUCUCCUUCCCCCACGAUGGAUCUUACAGCCAUAUGCAUUUACCCUUCAGCUAA